Messenger RNA from Leptosia nina, 915 nucleotides. NCBI's taxonomy places the organism in Eukaryota, Metazoa, Arthropoda, Insecta, Lepidoptera, Pieridae. The record is from the annotation of a GenBank genome assembly.
AUGUCGCUUUACGAGUGUUGUCGUGCGGUGAGACGAACGGGCGGGAGGGAGGGGGGAGGGGCGCGGGCGCGAAGAUAUGUGGGGCUGUACACGGGGCCCUACUUCGACCCCUCGGCGCCGAACAACGUCACGGCGCAACUCGGUACUCACGCCUACCUGCCGUGUAAGGUGCGCCAGCUGAGCAACAAGUCCGUGUCCUGGAUCCGACGGCGCGAUGCGCACAUCCUGACUGUGGACCGGUUUACGUUCAUAGCGGACGAGCGCUUCCAGGCCUUCCUCGUGGAGGCGACGGACACAUGGACCCUGCAGGUCAAGUAUGUGCAGGCGAGGGACGCCGGUCUCUACGAGUGCCAGGUCGGCACCGAGCCCAAGAUGAGCCAUUUCGUGCAGCUCAACGUAGUGGUGCCCAAGAUCGAGAUCGCUGGUGAGAGCGAGAUCUACGUAAAAGCCGGCAGCACAGUGAGCCUGCGCUGCGUGAUCACGCAGGCCCUCGAGGAGCCCGCCUACAUCUUCUGGUACCACAACGAGCGGCGCGUGCUCGGUUACCGACGAGGGCUGCGCGACAUCCGCGUCGAACGCACCGGGCCCGAUACCACUGUGGGCCACCUCGUGCUGCACCACCCCGUGCGAGAGGACUCUGGCAACUAUUCCUGCGCUCCCUCCAACCUGGCCUCCGCCUCCGUCGUUUUACACGUGCUGAGCGGUGAACAACCGGCGGCGAUGCAGCACGGCAACGCCGCGGGGCCCGCAUCCCCUAGCCGCCCGUUACUCGCGUUCGGAGCUCUUUAUGCGCUCUGGGGUGCCUUGAGUUCGUGGCUUACGACAAACGGGGGCGCGGGCCCGGGCAGGGGCCUCCGUGGUUUCGCUGUGCUGUUCGCGCUGAUCUUGUGCCACGAUGAAGACGGGCCGAAAUAG